Messenger RNA from Otolemur garnettii (small-eared galago), 4360 nucleotides. RefSeq names its product ankyrin repeat domain 24 (gene ANKRD24). Bases 1 to 3453 code for a protein of 1150 amino acids. Lineage: Eukaryota; Metazoa; Chordata; Mammalia; Primates; Galagidae. The record is from RefSeq and is a predicted model, not a curated record. Gene Ontology annotation, molecular function: actin binding. The transcript is spliced from 22 exons.
AUGACAGGGAAGAGUGUGGCCUGGGACGAGGAGAAACAGAGGACGCUGGCCAUGAAGACCCUUCGGGCACGAUUUAAGAAGGCAGAGUUGCCGCUCAGAGCCCGGCAGCCCCGCCGCCAUGAAGCAACUGUGUCUAUGCGCGGCCACCUCUUUCGCGCAGCCGACCCUGCCCCAUGCACUACUGGGUGUACCCCACAGAGUCAAGACUGGGGCAAAAGUGAUGAGCGGCUGCUGCAAGCUGUGGAGAACAACGAUGCAGCACGGGUGGCCACCCUCAUCUCCCGUAAGGGGCUAGUGCCCACGAAGCUGGACCCUGAGGGCAAGUCUGCGUUCCACCUGGCAGCUAUGAGGGGCGCAGGCAACUGUCUGGAGGUGAUGCUGGCUCAUGGUGCCAAUGUUAUGAGCACAGAUGGGGCAGGUUACAAUGCUCUCCAUCUAGCUGCCAAGUAUGGGCACCCACAGUGCUUGAAACAACUGCUGCAGGCCUCCUGUGUGGUGGAUGUUGUGGACAGCAGUGGGUGGACUGCCUUGCACCAUGCAGUGGCUGGUGGCUGUCUCUCCUGCUCAGAGAUGCUCUGCUCUUUCAAGGCACAUCUGAACCCCCGAGAUCGGUCAGGUUCAACACCCCUCAUAAUAGCAGCUCAGAUGUGUCACACAGAUCUGUGCCGCCUCCUCCUACAGCAGGGGGCUUCUGCAAAUGACCAGGACCUGCAGGGCAGGACGGCCCUGAUGCUGGCCUGUGAAGGGGCUAGCCCUGAAACCGUAGAGGUGCUGCUUCAGGGUGGGGCCCAGCCAGGCAUCACUGACACACUGGGGCAGGAUGCAGCACACUAUGGUGCCCUGGCAGGGGACAAACUCAUCCUACAUCUCCUGCAGGAGGCAGCUCAGCGCCCCUCCGCACCCAGUGAGGAUGACUCUGGCGAAGCAUCAUCUCAGAACUCUGUGUCUAGCCAUGAAAAGCGAGGGGCUCCCAAGAAGCGGAAGGCGCCCCAACCUCCUGCCAGCAUCCCUAUGCCGGAUGAUCGAGAUGCCUAUGAAGAGAUUGUGAGGCUGCGGCAGGAGAGGGGCCGCCUCCUACAGAAGAUCCGGGGCCUGGAACAGCACAAGGAACGAAGGAAGCAAGAGCCACCAGAGGGGGAAGCCAGCUCCCUGCACAGCCUGGAGAGGCAGGUGCAAGAGCUGCAGCAGCUGCUGGCAGAGAAACAAGAGGAGAAAGAGAGCCUGGGUCGUGAGGUGGAAAGUUUGCAGAGCCGGCUAUCCCUCCUGGAGAAUGAACGGGAGAACACCAGCUAUGAUGUGUCCACACUGCAAGAUGAGGAGGGUGAGGUGCCUUACUUCCCAGGGGCCGAGAUGCUGCUGUCCAGGCGGCUAAGCCAAUCAGCCCAGGAGUGCUUGGCCUCCCUGCAAGAGCAGGUGGCUGCUCUCACCAGACAGAACCAGGAACUCAUGGAGAAGGUUCAGAUCUUGGAGAACUUUGAGAAAGACGAGAUGCAGAUGGAGUUGAAUGGCUCUGCUGAGGUCAUCCCUCUAGCCCUGUAUGACUCUCUCCGGGCUGAGUUUGACCAGCUGCGCAAGCAGCAUGCGGAGGCCCUGCAGGCGCUGAGGCAACUGGAGGCACGAGAGGUCUUUGGGGAAGAAGAGGCAGCCUGUGGGGAGGGCAAGAGUAUAGGAACCACUACCACCAAAAACGGGCCAACAGACUUGGAGCUAAAUGGCUUUGCAACUCUGGAAACCAAAGUUAAUGGAACUGAGGAGACAGAUGAGGAGACUGCAGGAGUUGAAAUCACAAAAGUCAGGACUUUGGAAGCUGCAUCUGUGGGAAUCAAGGCCACAGAAACAAAAUCCAAUGGGACUGAGGUCAUAGAAAUGAAGGCUACAGAAGGGGAAGAAAACACUGAAACUAAGACCAUGGGAGCUGAGGCCACUGGAGUGGAGGCCACAAAUACAAAAGCAGAAAAGCCAGACAUGCAGACCAAUGGAGAGGGUCCUGGGGAGGCAGAGCUCACACCUACAGAGACCACAAACAUGGAGGCCGCAGACUCUAGGUCCACAGAUGCGGAUGUCCUGGGAGUAGAAGCCACAGAUGCAGGGAACAUGGGGGUAGAGGCCACAGCCCAGGGAGUUUCUGCUAGCCCUGUCCUUCACCCUGGUGCUGCUGAGGCCUCGGAAAAGCUGCAAGCAGAGCUGGAGACCAGGAUUCGUGGCUUGGAGGAGGCGCUCCGGCAGCGGGAGCGGGAGGCGGCCACGGAGCUGGAGGCAGCCCGUGGAAAGUGCGAGGCUGCGGAGGCGGAGGCGGGCCGGCUGCGGGAGUGGAUGCGUGAGGCCAAGAACAGCGGGACCAGCGGAGGCAGCGGUAGCGAUGUGUCCCAGCUGCGGGCGGCCCUGGAGCAGGCCCGGGAGGAUCUCCGAGAUCGGGACGCUCGCCUACGGGAACUGGAGGCGGCCACAGCCUGGCUCGACGAGGCCCGGGCUGGCCGGCUGCUGGCCGAGGAGGAGGCCCGGGGCCUGCGGGCAGAGCUGGCUCGGCGGGAGGAGGUGCGGCUGGAGCAGAGCCGGGAGCUGGCGGCACUACGGGAGCAGCUGGCCACAGCCACUGCCACAGGGGAGCAACAACGGGCUGCAGCUGCUGAGCUGGGCCGCAAACGGGAUGCAGCUGAGGCCCGGGCCGCUGAGCUGGCCGCAGCCUGCGAGGAGGCCCGGAGGGGGCUGGCAGAGCUGCGCGAGGCUUCCGAGGCCCUCCGCCAGUCUGUCGUGCCAGCCUCUGAGCACCUCCGGCUGCAGGAGGAGGCCCUUGAACUGCGUGGCCGGGCAGCCAGUCUGGAGCAGGAGGUGGUGGCCACAGGCAAGGAGGCGGCCCGACUUCGGGCAGAGCUGGAACGUGAGCGUGUAGGCAGUGUGGCACUCUCAGAGCAUGAGCGUAUAGUGGGCGCUCUGCAGGCUGACGUGGCCCGGCUGGAGGGGCAGCUGGAGGAGCUGGGGCGGCAGCAUGAGAGGACCAGUGCCGAGGUCUUCCAGGUGCAGCGUGAGGCCCUGUUCAUGAAGAGUGAGCGUCAUGCAGCAGAAGCUCAGCUGGCCACUGCCGAGCAGCAGCUACGCGGGCUACGCACCGAGGCUGAGCGAGCACGCCAGGCCCAGAGUCGUGCUCAGGAGGCCCUGGACAAGGCCAAGGAGAAGGACAAGAAGAUCACAGAACUCUCCAAAGAAGUUUUCAGUCUUAAGGAGGCACUGAAGGAGCAGUUGGCCCCCCUGGCUACCCCUGAGAUGGAGGCCCUGCGUGGCCAGGUGAAGGCCUUACAACAGCAACUGGAGGAGUCUGCCAGGGACCACAGUGCUGUGGUGGCUUUGUAUAGGAGCCACCUUCUCUAUGCUAUUCAGGGCCAGAUGGAUGAAGAUGUGCAGCGCAUUCUCAGCCAGAUUGUCCAGAUGCAAAGACUCCAGGCUCAGGGCCGCUGAGACAGAGGCCAGACAGCCCACUGGCUAUCCCUACAUGGAGCCUCGGCCAUCUUGGGCCAGCUUCACCUAGCCCUGUGGAGUCUCUGGGCUUGUGCUCUUGGAGACCAGCCUGGGGUCCUUCCCAACUGUACCUAGCUGGUUUCAUCGCCCCACCUGGUCCUGCAUGCUGCACACUGGUCAGUCUGGGCCCCCGGGGCCUAACUGCCCCUCCCCCAUGACCGGAGAAUCUGUGAGUCCUUUGUCCCUCCCACAUCCCAUCCCCAGGCGCCAAGCCAGGAAUAAAGGCAACUGUGCACAGGACAGGUGUGUCAGCCUGAUUGCUGGGCUCCUGCUGAGAGGAGGGGAGGAGGUGGCCCAGAACAGGAAGUGCUCACCCCAACUCCAUCCACACUCUCAAUCAUGACGAUCAAUACCAUAUGAAUGCAAUAUUUUAAAAAGGCAAAAUGGCUGCCAAAAAUGUUAAAAUGUCAAAUGAAAGACAAGAGCUGAGCCUGCACCUGCACUUCUUAAUUCACCUCCUAAUCUUAGACCUACCCCUAGUGGGACACAUCCCCCCAACCUUUCUCUGCCCCUUGGCAAAUCCCCCAAAAUCCCCAGAGGAUUCUGGGUACUUUCUAGUUUCUAGAGGGGAGGCAGGAGUGUGGCUGGGACUCCCCAGUGGUGUGUAGCCUGUCCCUGGGGGUUUCCGUGGUCGUCCAGGGCAAGCACUGUGCCUAUUAGGUGCUCACUGUUAUCCACAGUGGCAGAUGCUUCCCUGGGUCUGUGUCCCCUGACUCCCUGUGGCCAAGACACAGAGGGGUCCUUCCAUGCCCAUCUCAGUGGUCAGUGAGUCUCUCCUCUUAGUCUGUGCCUGGAUGCCUCUGGGUCCCUAUCUUUCUUUUUCUAUGGAUCUUUGUCCCUGUCUCUG